CCUCGUGUUCUCCAGGGGCAAAAGCGCCCAUUCCGUACCGCGCUGACAAUUACUAGCCGUUACUUACAUCAACCAACCAUCCCUCAAGCAGCCAAUGUUCAAAUUCGAAAUCCCGAACCCCCAAAUCCCCCAAAAUCAACGAACGCCUCCUUCCCGACAGCUAAUCGACCAAAGUCACGGCGUGAGGCCCAUGGGAAUGGAAGCGAAAUGCGGUGGCCUGGCCGUCGCUGCCGGCGCCGUCCGGCGGCCACUGCAGCCGCGGGACACCAAUGUGGCGCCCUCCACGGUGGUGGUCGGGAAGGCACCAAAGCCCAAGAUGAAGGCGAAGGUAGGCACGAGGCCGGCGCCGCAGCCGGUGAGGGCCGAGUGCGGGGUGGUGGUGGAGGUGUCGCUCGCGGAGGAGCUCGAGAAGGCGCGGGAGCGGCGGGGCCGGCUGCGGUCGGCGCGGGAGCAGACGGAGCGGGAGAUGGAGGAGCGCGCGGCGGCGCUGGACCGGGAGGCGGCCGAGUGGGAGCGGCGGUCGGAGGAGCAACGAAAGCUCGUCGCGGAGCUCAUGCGCCUCAUCGGGAUGCCAGAUGUUUAUACUCCGGUGGAAUCGUUGAGAUCCAAGGAGGAGAGGAAGCGCAGAGAGGCUGUUGCGCAUUCAGGUUCCAGGGCUUCCACCUCGAUAGCAUCAAUAUUGCAGGCUGGUGUUGGAGCAGAAUCCUGUAGUGAUCAGGAAUCUGAGGCAACAGCGGAGCUGGCGAAAGCAACAGUGAGCAGCUCCUGAUUUUGUUCCAAUGUGCAUCUUCAACUGAAAACAGAGGUGCUUGUGGCUCUGUUUUUUCUAGUAUAAGUCAUGAGUUGUGAAUGAAAUCAAAUGGUUUGUUUGA
This is a messenger RNA of Phragmites australis (common reed), 872 nucleotides long. RefSeq lists its product as uncharacterized. The record is from RefSeq and is a predicted model, not a curated record. The coding region runs from base 95 to 769 and encodes 224 amino acids. NCBI's taxonomy places the organism in Eukaryota, Viridiplantae, Streptophyta, Magnoliopsida, Poales, Poaceae. The transcript is spliced from 3 exons.